Pelodiscus sinensis (Chinese soft-shelled turtle) is the source of this 579-nucleotide messenger RNA. Lineage: Eukaryota; Metazoa; Chordata; Testudines; Trionychidae. The record is from RefSeq and is a predicted model, not a curated record.
AGCUGCCCCUCUGCAAUGCUGCAGAGAACUGGGGGUCUCAUCACAGCAGCCAGCCUGACCCCGGCUUCUCUCGCAGGACAUGGCCCAGGCUUCCGUGCCACUGCCGUGGUGGACGGGGCUUUCAAAGAGAUCCAGCUCUCCGACUACAGAGGUAAGUAUGUGGUGCUGUUCUUCUACCCGCUGGACUUCACCUUCGUCUGCCCCACCGAGAUCAUCGCCUUCAGCGAGCAUGCCGAGGACUUCCGCCAGCUGCAGUGCCAGGUCCUGGGCGCCUCCGUGGACUCCCACUUCAGCCACCUGGCCUGGAUCAACACCCCCCGGAAGGACGGGGGGCUGGGUGCCAUCAACUUCCCCCUGCUGUCAGAUCUCACCCACAGCAUGGCCACCGACUACGGGGUGCUGAAAGAGGACGAGGGGAUCGCCUACAGGUCUGGGGCAGGGGGGUACAAAGCGGGGAUCUCUGGUCUAACCCCCUUCCCCCUGCUCUCUCCAGUCUGCCCAGCCGGCUGGCACCCCGGGAGUGACACCAUCAAGCCCACCGUGGCGGAGAGCAAGGAGUAUUUCACCAAGCAGCUUUGA